UUCCAGUGUCAAAGCUAGCCAGCUGUGCUGCUUAUUUUAGGAAACAAAUAGCUGUAUCAUUUGCACACAGCCUUAUAGGCAGACUCAUGCUCUCCACUCACAUUCUUCAAAAGAAGUGAAGGCGAGAUGAGGAGCUCUUUGCCGUGGGUGGCUUUGGCCGUCUCCCUGGGGUUCGUCCUUGUGGCAGGUUAUCAAUGGGAUGAUGAUGGUGAGGAGCGUGUGCUGGUUAAUAACAAGUGUAAGUGUGUAACGGUGACCUCAAAGUUCGUCCCCUCCAAAGACAAUCCUGAGGAAGAAGUCCUGGAGAGAAACAUACGUAUCAUUGUCCCACUCAAGAGCCGUCAGAACAUCUCUGAUCCCACAUCCCCACUCAGAACCACUUUUGUCUACCGCAUGACUGAACUCUGCAAAAAAUGUGAUCCCAUAGAAAUUGAACUGGGAGGUGAGACGUACCAGGCCCAGCAGAGCAGCUCCUGCAAUGAGCCAGAAACCUGCUACACCUACGACAGGGACAAGUGCUACACCACAACCUUCCCUUUUGUCUACCAUGGAGAAACAAAGCAAAUGCAAGCAGCGCUGACACCAACAUCCUGCUAUGCUGAUUAACUCAAUCCACUGCUAACCUACCACCUCGUGGCACUCUGUUUUCCUAUCAUCAGCCCAUGUACAGCAUUGUAGUACCUGGAUGACAGUGCACAAAAUAUCAGCUCCCAGAAUAACGCAAGCUUGCUUCGUGUCAUUUUUCAAUAUCAAGAGUAUCAUCCCUAAGAGUUACUUGCUGGUUGUCAGAUUCUCUUCUCCUUGUCCUGAUAUGAGCAGAUACUGCAACGCCAUUAUAUGUCUUAGAAUUUAUCAUCAGAUAGAUAGACGAGACCCUCAAGCAGCUAUAAAUCACUAAUUCCUCUGAAACCAAGGGAACAAUGCUAGUUAACAACAACAACAGAGAAUCUUUUUUGACCAUCUUCCAUUAGAGUAAGGCUGUCUUGGACAUCAGAAAUGCCCAUAUAUUUCAAUUGCUUCCUGAACGAUCUAAUGCAAACCUUUGUGCAACCAUUACACAAGACACUCAUUAAUUUAGAAUAAUUUAUGUCAUUACUAAAAUCUAUUGUACAAUCAUAUUUGAGAGAAAAAUGAGGCAUGAGACUGAAUUCGGAUCUCAACUUUUUUUUAAAACUUCUUUUUUUUGUAAUUGAGCAUUCUAUAUCCUUCUAGUGCUACAGCUAUUGUAAGCUUACAGUCCUCGCUUAGAUAUAGAAAGUAGGUGCCAAGAUUAUAUACAUAUAUAUAUAUAUUUUCAAUUCCCACACUUACUCACUGAUAAUGUGUUCCCAGUUCAACUGAGGUUGAACACAAUCAAGCUGGUUUGAAUUUGUUCCUUGUUUUGCAUUUAGAGCUGAAAGAAAAAAAAAAAAAAGAAUCCUAUGAAGCUGCCUCAAUUGCAAGAGCAGAGGCCCCAGUAAAGAGAUUCAUUCCCUUUUCUACAACUGUCUUUUUUUUUCUGUUAGUAUAAGAACCCUCCACCAAAUAAGGGAGCUGAUUCGGUAUUGUCCAUUAUAUUCAAAUGCAUUAUAUCUGGUAUUGCCCAUAGACAUAAUGUAUGUGAGUGCAUAAGGUGUCCAGUGUUGUAUUUGGGAUGGUUAAUGUGUUCCUCAGUGUUGGCAGAAGUUGAUUGCAAAGGCUUAGGCUGAUCUGAAAUGGCCUUACUUGGCUUCACACAUUACUGAAAUGACAAUGAAACAGCAAAAAAAAUAUAUAUAUUUAUAUAUAUACAUAUAAUAGUUUUAGCUUUGUUAAUUCAACAUUAAAUAAACUUCUUUCUGCAGCA
Molecule: messenger RNA, 1825 nt
Organism: Coturnix japonica (Japanese quail)
Lineage: Eukaryota; Metazoa; Chordata; Aves; Galliformes; Phasianidae
Gene: JCHAIN
Product: joining chain of multimeric IgA and IgM
Biological process (GO): humoral immune response
Cellular component (GO): pentameric IgM immunoglobulin complex
Molecular function (GO): immunoglobulin receptor binding
Source: RefSeq, a predicted model, not a curated record